UCCGACCCCACUAGUUCCGGUUGGAAUUAUUUUAAGUUUUAUUUAAAUACGCAAAUAACACACAAAAUACACAUCAAAAUGACAUCGAGAGCCGGUUUAUCCAUGCUAGUCUUUGGCCGCAGCUUGAGCCAAUUCAGGGCCGUGGUCAGUGCACGCCAGUCAAGGACCUUGCGUCAGGCCACCACAGCCCUAGGCAAUGGACGCCUCUACAGCACCGAGAAGCAGCCGGAGGAGGCCGCUGCCGCUGAACAAAAUGCAGCCACCCAGGAGGUUGAGCGUCUUACUAAAGAGCUGGCCGAGUCCAAGGACAAGUAUAUGCGAGCCCUGGCGGAUGGCGAGAACAUGCGAACGCGCCUGAACAAGCAGAUUAGCGAUGCGAAGAUUUUCGCCAUCCAGAGCUUCUGCAAGGAUUUGCUGGAGGUCGCAGACACUCUCGGCCACGCCAUAAAGGCAGUGCCCAAGGACAAGCUCGGGGACAAUACUGAUCUGAAGAGCCUUUAUGAGGGUCUCACAAUGACGCGCGCCUCGCUGCUGCAGGUGUUCAAGCGUAACGGUCUGGAAGCUGUGGACCCAAUCAACCAGAAGUUUGAUCCCAAUCUGCACGAGGCUCUGUUCCAGAAGGAGGACAAGACCGUCGAGGCCAACACCGUGGUGGAGGUCACCAAAUUGGGCUACAAACUGCACGAGCGUUGCGUACGCCCAGCGCUGGUGGGUGUGUCGAAGUGUUGAUUGCUAGUUUCCCGACCCAUGUCCAUGUUCCGUUCUGUGUCCCCGCACCCCCAGCAAGAAGCGUUUACAUACAAAGUCUACGCCAUAGGAGUCUCCAUUGUUUGCAAUUUGUUUUAUCCUGCAAAAAUUCCUGUACGUAAACCCUAUGUAAAUACAAAUGAUCCAACAAUCCGUGAGGA
Molecule: messenger RNA, 908 nt
Organism: Drosophila subobscura
Lineage: Eukaryota; Metazoa; Arthropoda; Insecta; Diptera; Drosophilidae
Gene: Roe1
Product: grpE protein homolog, mitochondrial
Exons: 3
Coding region: 79-729 (216 amino acids)
Biological process (GO): protein import into mitochondrial matrix; protein folding
Cellular component (GO): PAM complex, Tim23 associated import motor
Molecular function (GO): protein-folding chaperone binding; protein homodimerization activity; adenyl-nucleotide exchange factor activity
Source: RefSeq, a predicted model, not a curated record